Vigna angularis (adzuki bean) is the source of this 1284-nucleotide messenger RNA. RefSeq lists its product as uncharacterized. The record is from RefSeq and is a predicted model, not a curated record. Gene Ontology annotation, cellular component: nucleus. Gene Ontology annotation, molecular function: transcription corepressor activity. NCBI's taxonomy places the organism in Eukaryota, Viridiplantae, Streptophyta, Magnoliopsida, Fabales, Fabaceae. The coding region runs from base 1 to 1284 and encodes 427 amino acids. The transcript has 2 exons.
AUGCAGCGUCCAUCUAAAAGGAAGCUAAUUCCUCCAAGUGCUCUUGAUAUAAGCUACAUAGAUACAGUCCCAAAGUCAAGUCCUCGAAUUGGUCAUCAAUACCAGAUAGAAGUUCCUUCCAUGAUAAAAGAAUCAGAACUUGCACAUAAUGAAGUGGAGGAUAGUGGACAUAAAGGGUGGAGAUAUCUUGGACACAAUGAUGGUGCAUUCAAUAUAACUGUACCAGUAGCAGAAGCUAAUUGGAAUAGCUCGUGGAGUGAUGCUGAUGUAAAAAGCUUUCUCCUUGGUUUAUUUAUCUUCGGAAAAAACUUUGUUCAGAUAAAAAGAUUUCUAGAUAACAAAGUGAUGGGAGAAAUAUUGUCAUUUUACUAUGGAAAGUUUUACAAGUCCGAUGAAUACUGUAGAUGGUCAGACUGCAAGAAAAUAAAAGGGAGAAAAUGUAUAACAGGAGACAAACUUUUUUCUGGUCAGAAACAUAUUGAACUGUUGUUUCGCUUGACUGUCCGUGUCUCAGAAGAAUAUAAAGAUGCUUUGCAACAGGUUUCAAUGUCCUAUUCGGAGGGGAGAACUUCUCUAGAGGAAUACGUCUCUUCUUUGAAGUCAACUGUUGGACUUGGUGUUCUUGUGGAAGCUGUAGGGAUUGGUAAGGGGAAGGAAGACCUUACCAGCCCAGCCAUGGAAUGGGGGAAGAAAACCCAGGCUUGUUCUAUACAAGCUAGCAAAACUUGGUCAUCUCUUGAACCCUGUGAUAUAAUCAAGCAUUUGACUGGAGACUAUCAAUCCAGGAAAGCCAAAAGUAAUGAUAUAUUCUGGGAAGCUGUUUGGCCUCGCUUACUGGCAAGAGGUUGGCACUCGGAGAAACUAAAGAAACAGGGCCAUCUUAGCUCCAAAAAUGUUGUGGUCUUUCUUCUACCUGGUGUUAAAAAGUUUUCCAAGAGAAAACUUGUAAAAGGUGAUCAUUACUUUGAUUCUGUCAGAGAUGUCUUGAGCAAAGUGAUAGCUGAACCAAAUCUUCUUAAAGUUGAAGUUCUAAACACAAAAGUUGGUGGCUGCAAUGAGAAAAAAGCAGAAAAGGGAUCUAACGAGGAUGGUCAACCUGACAACCAUCACCAUUGUUACCUCAAACACCAAGUUUCUACUAACUGUGCAAACCACAGUAAAGGUAAGGUUGACAACAUUUGUCCGAGAGAGACCGAAGCUGCUAUGAUACACAGCCAAGAGAAUAAUAAUAAUGCUGAUUUCUAUAAAGGAAAAAUAUCGCAGAAAACUGUGAAAAUCAGAUGA